AUGAGCAGUACUUCGCCUGAGGUGGGUCCCUCCCAGGACAUCUUCACCUCCAAAAGUGUGUCGGAAGACCAGGGUUCUCGGAACUCGAACGUCAUGAACGCUCCAGAGCCCAAGGCCAACAGAGUCGACUCGCACGACGAGAUCGAUGAGCUGAAAAAGGAUGCUGAAGAGCAACUCGCCAACAAGAGCGGUGCUGAUUUCGCAUUCGUCUCCAUCUGCUGUGUCAUGGUUGCCUUCGGUGGUUUCGUUUUCGGCUGGGAUACCGGUACCAUUUCCGGUUUCGUGCAACAAACUGACUUCAAACGCAGAUUUGGUCAAGUCAACAGUCAGGGCGAGCACUAUCUUUCUAACGUUAGAACCGGUCUGAUUGUCUCUAUCUUCAACAUUGGUUGUGCCAUUGGCGGUAUCGUUUUGGGUAAAAUUGGUGAGGUCUACGGUCGUCGUCUCGGUCUAACCGUCGUCGUGAUCAUCUACGCCGUUGGUAUUAUCAUCCAAAUCGCUUCUAUCGACAAAUGGUACCAGUACUUCAUCGGCAGAAUUAUCUCCGGUUUGGGUGUCGGUGCCAUCACCAUUUUGUCCCCUAUGUUGAUCUCUGAAGUCGCUCCAAAGCACUUGAGAGGUACCUUGGUGUCUUGCUACCAAUUCAUGGUCACCGGUGGGAUUUUCUUGGGUUACUGUACUAACUUCGGUACCAAGAACUACUCCAACUCCGUGCAAUGGAGAGUUCCUCUAGGUCUAUGUUUCGCUUGGGCUCUUUUCAUGAUUGGUGGUAUGUCGUUCGUCCCAGAAUCUCCUCGUUACUUGGUUGAAUACGGCAGACUCGAAGAAGCCAGACGCUCUUUGGCCCGUGUCAACAAGGCCCAGAUGGAAGACGCCGUUGUCACCUUGGAAUUGGAACAAAUCGAAGCCAGUGUCGAAGCUGAAAAGAUGGCCGGUGAAGCCCACUGGGUGGAAUUGCUCACUGGUAAGCCUCAAAUGUUGAAACGUACCGUCAACGGUAUUGUGAUUAUGUCUUUGCAGCAAUUGACUGGUGACAACUACUUCUUCUACUAUGGUACCACUAUUUUCAAGGCCGUCGGAUUGACUGACUCUUUCGAAACCGCUAUUGUGCUUGGUGUUGUCAACUUCUUCUCGACCUCUCUAUCCCUGUACACCGUCGAUAGAUUCGGUCGUCGUAACUGUUUGAUCUAUGGUGCUGCGGGUAUGGUGGCGUGUUACGUCGUGUACUCUUCUGUUGGUGUCACCAGACUAUAUCCUGAAGGUGCUAACCACCCCGACGUUACCUCCAAGGGUGCUGGUAACGUUCUAAUUGUUUUCGCCUGUUUCUACAUCUUCUGUUUCGCUACUACCUGGGCCCCAAUUGCCUACGUUUUGAUCUCUGAGACCUACCCAUUGAGAGUGAAGGGUAAGGCCAUGUCUAUUGCCUCUGCCUCCAACUGGCUAUGGGGUUUUUUGAUCUCUUUCUUUACUCCAUUCAUCACCAGUGCCAUCAACUUCUACUACGGUUACGUUUUCAUGGGUUGCAUGGUUUUCGCCAUCUUCUACGUGUUCUUCUUCAUCCCUGAGACUAAGGGUUUGACUUUGGAAGAAGUUAACGAGAUGUAUCAAGAGGGUGUCUCUCCAUGGAGAUCUAGCGGCUGGGUCCCUGCCUCCAGAAGAGGUGCUGACUACAAUGCCGAAGACUUGAACGAUGACAUGAACUUGCCUUGGUACAAGAGAUACUUCUAA
Molecule: messenger RNA, 1728 nt
Organism: Lachancea meyersii CBS 8951
Lineage: Eukaryota; Fungi; Ascomycota; Saccharomycetes; Saccharomycetales; Saccharomycetaceae
Source: the annotation of a GenBank genome assembly